CUUUCAGGGACAUCCCAGGGUAUAAAAGGAGCAAACCUUCUCCAGGGAGGACACAAUGGACCAAGAGUCCUCAACUUGACUGGGAACAGCCAUCAGAGACACCUCAGCUGAUGAGGCCAAGCUAACAGCUCUUUGCUCCAAACUACUGAAGACUUCCAGACUUCAUCUCGUCUCUCUUAGUCUGUCGACUCUCUCGCUCUCCAGACUUUGUCACCAUGCCUCCUCAGAUCCAGUCCCAAAGCCAGAAUGGUCCCAGGAUCCUGCAGGGCAGCCUCAGUGCCUUGAGCCCCGCGGUCCGGGAGUUUGUGGAAGCCAACAUGGUCCUGUGCCAGCCUGAGUCUGUCCACAUCUGUGAUGGCUCAGAUCAGGAGAACCGAGCCAUCCUGACCCAGCUAGAGGAACAGGGGAUGAUCAAGAAGCUCACCAAAUACGAGAACUGCUGGUUAGCUAGAACCGACCCAAGGGAUGUGGCUCGCAUUGAGAGCAGAACAGUGAUUGUUACCCAGAACCAGAGGGACACAGUACCAACACCACUGGAUGGAGGAGUCAGCCAACUGGGCCGUUGGAUGUCUCCAGAGGAGUUUGACAAAGCCAUGGGUCAACGCUUCCCCGGCUGCAUGAAAGGUCGCACCAUGUAUGUGAUUCCCUUCAGCAUGGGUCCAGUAGGUUCCCCCUUGUCUAAGAUUGGUGUGGAGCUGACGGACUCCCCCUACGUCGUGGCCAGCAUGAGGGUGAUGACCCGAAUGGGGAAGACAGUGCUAUCCGCUCUGGGAAAUGGAGAGUUUGUCCGCUGCCUGCACUCCGUUGGCUGUCCUCUACCUCUCAAAAAGCCCCUGGUAAACAACUGGCCCUGCAAUCCUGAGCAGACACUGAUUGCCCACAUCCCAGACCGCAGACAGAUUGUGUCGUUUGGCAGUGGUUAUGGAGGAAACUCGCUGCUGGGAAAGAAGUGCUUCGCUCUCCGUAUCGCCUCUCGCAUCGCCAAAGAGGAAGGCUGGCUGGCUGAGCACAUGCUGAUCCUCGGUGUCACUAAUCCUGCUGGGGAGAAGAAGUACAUGGCGGCAGCCUUUCCCAGCGCCUGUGGGAAAACCAACCUGGCCAUGCUCUGCCCAACGCUGCCUGGAUGGAAGGUUGAGUGCGUAGGAGAUGAUAUCGCUUGGAUGAAGUUUGACAACCAAGGCAAUUUACGUGCCAUCAACCCUGAGAAUGGCUUUUUUGGUGUUGCACCCGGCACAUCCAUCAAAACCAACCCCAAUGCCAUGGCGACCAUUGUUAGGAACACCAUCUUCACAAAUGUUGCAGAGACCAGCGACGGCGGCGUGUACUGGGAGGGAAUGGACCAAAAACUUCCUGAGGAAGUGACUCUCACGUCCUGGAAAAACAAGCCCUGGAAUUUAGAAGAUGGAGAACCUUGUGCUCAUCCCAACUCUCGUUUCUGCACACCGGCCGGUCAGUGUCCCAUUAUUGAUCCGCAGUGGGAAUCCCCGGAGGGAGUCCCCAUUGAGGCUAUCAUUUUUGGAGGCCGCAGACCAGAAGGUGUCCCUCUGGUGUAUGAAGCCUUCAGCUGGCAGCAUGGUGUGUUUGUUGGAGCAGCCAUGAGGUCAGAGGCCACCGCAGCAGCCGAACACAAAGGCAAGGUAAUCAUGCACGACCCCUUUGCCAUGCGCCCUUUCUUUGGCUACAACUUUGGCCAGUACCUUUCCCACUGGCUGAGCAUGGCCGACCGUCCUGGUGCCAAGCUCCCCAAGAUUUUCCACGUCAACUGGUUCCGCAAGUCUCCGACAGCUGGCUUCCUCUGGCCCGGUUUUGGGGACAAUAUCCGCGUCCUGGACUGGAUGUUCAGACGAGUGAACGGUGAGACCGGCGCCAUGCCCUCAGCAGUGGGUUACCUGCCCUGCCGUGACUCCCUGAACCUCCAGGGUCUGCAGGGGAAGCUGGAUCUGGAUGAGCUGUUCUCCUUGGAUCAGGAGUUCUGGCAGAAAGAGGUGGAGGAGGUGAGGAAGUACUUCACCACUCAGGUGAACAGUGACCUGCCCACCACGGUGGCCCAGCAGCUGGAGCUGCUGCAGCAGAGGGUGGAGCAGAUGUGAAAGGAAAGGAGGCGCAGCCUAAAAGACCACGUUAGUGAUUUUAGUUCUGCAUGUGGUACAACUGAUAUGUAACUCAGAAUAUUUAGUCGCCAAACUCCGACCAACACACAUUACAAUCAGGAAGUCAGAUUUAAACGGGUGUUUAAUUUUAAAACUUCCUACUAAGUGAAGCAUCGUCAGCUAACAGAUGAGAAACAACCGUUACGGUUUGAUUUUAAGUUUAGUUACUUUACCAGCAAAAAUCCUCUAUCUUUUCCGAUGACUUCCCAGAAUUCCGACUGCUGAAGUCGAUAGGAAAUGUUUAAUUCCCAUUCAUCUAUGCUGUUGCAACGAAGCUGGUUUCUAAACCUUUGUGCAAUGUGUUCUUUUAUUUUAUGUUUGUUCUUUGUCUAUUUAAAACUAAAUAACUUAUUUCAGAUGCAUAUUGUUUUGCCAUAUGGUGCAUCAUAAGUGUUCCUGUUAUUUGAUGUCGUAAUUUAUUUUUAUACAGUAUUGUAUUUGUUGUGUUUACUGUAAUUAAACUGAAGGGAACGCAUGAAUAAAUGAUUUUAAAGUUA
Molecule: messenger RNA, 2647 nt
Organism: Nothobranchius furzeri (turquoise killifish)
Lineage: Eukaryota; Metazoa; Chordata; Actinopteri; Cyprinodontiformes; Nothobranchiidae
Gene: pck1
Product: phosphoenolpyruvate carboxykinase 1 (soluble)
Biological process (GO): cellular response to glucose stimulus; hepatocyte differentiation; gluconeogenesis
Cellular component (GO): cytosol
Molecular function (GO): GTP binding; phosphoenolpyruvate carboxykinase (GTP) activity; manganese ion binding
Source: RefSeq, a predicted model, not a curated record